AUGGUGGCCAUGCUUCCUCUCGCCGGCUUGCUUGGCCUCGUCUUGCUACCUAAUGUCAGUGGCCAGCCCACGGAGCCGCAGAUCACACAGGCUCCAGAACACAAUGAGUUGGAUCUGCGCCAGGCAGAUGAUCUCUUGGGUUGGACGAGCGUCGGCUCCUCAUAUGCAUCUGUAGGAUGCUCGCCAAACUCUUACUCUACUUUGGGGAACUGGGCGGCCUGCGCUGACCAGCGAGGCAUCCCCACGGGAUGCUCUGGCGUGGGCACCGUCCUCUAUUCUUCGACUACCGUUGUGUGCACGUCGCCGUAUCCGGUUUGCGACACUGCUACCGUAAUGGAGAGCCCGGGCGCCUCCUCCUACCUUGGAAUCAUUCGAUGUUUCCAGGGUACGUCCACGACGCCUCGGUUGACGUACUUCAGGACUCCCGGAGGAAGUGUCUCAACCUCCUCCUCAUCCGCGAGGACCACCACGAGGACCACGACCGUUACCUCGACCUCGACCUCGACCUCAACCUCAACCACAACAAGUUCGUCGUCGGCAGGGGACGAGUCGACGAGCACGGACGGCACAAGGAUAAUCGUUUUUGGAUCGUCGACGACAAGCACGGGCGUGGCGACUGGGACUGCCAUCGGAGGCAGCGGGGGAAGUGAUCAGUCAGGCGGCGGACAGAAUCUUGCAUGGAUCGCGGGUCCCAUCAUCGGUGGACUGGCCGCCAUUGCCAUCGUGAUCCUCCUCAUCUGGAUCGUCAAGCUCCUACGGAAACGCAACGCCGAGCAGCAGAAUCCGCAGCAACCAUCACCCGGCGCUCCCCAAAUGGCUCAGCCCAACAUGGGCCAGCCUCAUACCUUCACCGAGGCAUACGCGCCACAAAAGACGACCCCGACCCCUUCCACUCAAGUAGGGUCCGUGUACGUGCCAGAACUGCAUUCGUCGAGUGUCGUAUCAUCCGAGCUGCCCGGAUACGCUAACCAGGUACAACCCGCCGAGCUGCAAGGGGCGUACUAUCCUCAACAGCCUUAUCCUCAGCAACAACCAUACCCUCAACAACAACCCUACCCCCAGCAGCAGCCAUACGCCCAGCCUCAAUACCACCAGCAACAGUACGCCCAACAACCAUAUCCUCAGCAGUCUCCCCCUCCUCAGCAGUCAUCGCCACCGCUUCAUCAGUCUCACCCGCAGGCUCCGCACCAACAGUGA
This is a messenger RNA of Clonostachys solani, 1197 nucleotides long. NCBI's taxonomy places the organism in Eukaryota, Fungi, Ascomycota, Sordariomycetes, Hypocreales, Bionectriaceae. The record is from the annotation of a GenBank genome assembly.